This is a messenger RNA of Notechis scutatus (mainland tiger snake), 3583 nucleotides long. It is a transcript of the gene PLS3, whose product is annotated as plastin 3. Gene Ontology annotation, biological process: actin filament network formation; actin filament bundle assembly. The record is from RefSeq and is a predicted model, not a curated record. Gene Ontology annotation, molecular function: calcium ion binding; actin filament binding. Gene Ontology annotation, cellular component: actin filament; actin filament bundle; cytoplasm. NCBI's taxonomy places the organism in Eukaryota, Metazoa, Chordata, Lepidosauria, Squamata, Elapidae.
GGCCCAAGAGGGCCGGCAGACUCCUCUCUCUCUCCGCAUAUUCUCAUUUGUUGGCAGGAAAUGUUUUGACUUGCUUGCCUGGAAGAAUGUGGGGCUUCCAGAUCUAACCUUCGUCCGGGGCGUGUGAGAAGGCCCCGCCUCGGGCCUGGGCUGGGCUGGGGAGAGCUGCUCCCUCAGGGGUCCCACCAGGAGAGGUGUUGUGUUAAUGCACAAAAAUGGCCAACACCACACAGAUAUCCAAAGACGAGCUAGAAGAACUCAGGGAGGCCUUUUCCAAAGUUGACCUCAACAGCAACGGUUUCAUCUGUGAUUAUGAGCUGCACGAACUCUUCAAGGAAGCCAACCUCCCCCUCCCGGGAUACAAAGUCCGAGAGAUCAUUCAGAAGCUCAUGAUUGAUGGAGACAAGAACAAAGAUGGAAAGAUCAGCUUUGAAGAGUUUGUUUACAUCUUCCAAGAGGUGAAGAGCAGCGACGUGGCCAAGACCUUCCGCAAAGCCAUCAAUCGGAAGGAAGGCAUCUGUGCCAUCGGGGGCACUUCGGAGCUGUCCAGCGAAGGCACCCAACACUCCUACUCAGAGGAGGAGAAAUACGCCUUUGUGAACUGGAUCAACAAAGCUUUGGAAAACGACCUGGAUUGCAGGCAUGUCAUUCCCAUGAACCCAAACACGGAUGACCUCUUCAAAGCCGUUGGGGACGGGAUCGUCUUGUGUAAAAUGAUCAACCUCUCCGUUCCUGACACCAUUGAUGAACGGGCCAUCAACAAGAAGAAACUUACCCCAUUCAUAAUUCAGGAAAACCUGAAUUUGGCUCUGAAUUCUGCUUCUGCCAUUGGGUGCCACGUGGUCAACAUCGGAGCGGAGGAUUUAAGGGAAGGAAAACCCCACCUGGUCCUCGGCCUUCUCUGGCAGAUUAUCAAGAUUGGCUUGUUUGCUGAUAUUGAACUCAGCAAAAAUGAAGCAUUGGCUGCCUUGCUGUGUGAUGGAGAGUCUUUGGAGGACCUCAUGAAGUUGUCCCCAGAAGAACUUCUCCUGCGAUGGGCCAACUACCACCUGGAGAGCGCUGGGUGGCACAAGAUCAACAAUUUCAGCUCCGAGAUAAAGGACUCCAGGGCCUACUUCCAUCUCCUCAACCAAAUUUCACCCAAAGGACAGAAGGAAGGAGAACCACAAAUCAACAUCAACAUGUCAGGCUUCAAUGAGAAAGAUGACCUCAAGAGGGCCGAGUCCAUGCUCCAGCAAGCUGAUAGACUGGGCUGUCGGCAGUUUGUUACCCCGGCAGAUGUGGUGAGCGGCAACCCCAAGCUGAACUUGGCCUUUGUGGCCAACUUGUUCAACAAGUACCCAGCCCUCACCAAACCUGAAAACCAAGACAUUGAUUGGACAUUGCUGGAAGGUGAAACCCGUGAAGAACGGACGUUCCGCAACUGGAUGAAUUCUCUUGGCGUAAACCCUCAUGUCAAUCAUCUCUACGGGGACCUGCAAGACGCCCUGGUGAUUUUACAGCUCUACGAGAAGAUCAAAGUUCCUGUAGACUGGAGCAAAGUCAACAGACCCCCGUACCCGAAACUUGGGGCCAACAUGAAGAAGCUGGAAAACUGCAAUUAUGCCGUCGAUCUAGGAAAGCACCCAGCCAAGUUUUCGUUGGUUGGCAUUGGCGGGCAGGAUCUCAACGAUGGGAACCCGACCCUCACCCUGGCUUUAAUGUGGCAGUUGAUGCGAAGAUACACUCUGAAUGUUCUGCAGGACCUCGGAGACGGUCAGAAAAUCAAUGAUGACAUCAUUGUAAAUUGGGUGAACACGACCUUGAAAGAAGCUGGGAAAUCCAGUUCUAUUCAGAGUUUUAAGGACAAAAGUAUCAGCAGCAGCCUGGCCGUGGUGGAUUUAAUCGACGCUAUUCAACCCGGCUGCAUAAAUUACGACCUUGUGAAGACAGGCGAUCUCUCCGAGGAAGACAAACACAGCAAUGCCACGUACGCCGUCUCCAUGGCCAGGAGGAUCGGUGCCCGCGUCUAUGCCCUGCCAGAUGACGUGGUCGAGGUGAAGCCCAAGAUGGUGAUGACCGUGUUUGCCUGCCUGAUGGGCCGAGGGCUGAAGCGCGUUUAAAGAGCAAAGACCCCCAGCCUGCCCCCUCCCCACCCCAGCGCAGAUGCCUGACUGAAGGGCUCCGCUCCGCUUCCAGAACGGGGACUCUCUUUGGCUCAAGGACUCGGAGAGGCCUCGGAGAGGGGAGGGGAACCCACCCAGCCACCUCCCUCCCUCCCUCCCUCCCUCCCUCCCUCCCUCCCUUCCCCAGAAAUUUCAAGGUUGCAUCUCCUCAAGUGCCCAAGGGAACAGUCCGCACUCAUGCCGGUGGCCGGCACACCGACCAAAGCUUUCUUUCCUCGUCCGGAGGGGCCGUUUUCGGGAGGGGUGCCAGUCAUGGGGUUGGCCCUAAGGCCCCAUCUGACUCUCCCGUCCUGAAAGGAAGAAGGAAAGAAAAGGAAGUUUCCUUUUAAAAAAAGAAAAUAGAAGUUUCUAGUGGUUCAAAGAUUUGAGAUGGGCUUGAGUUUGUUCUUUUUUCUUUUUUUAAUUUAACCUGCCGUUUGGUCAUGGGUGCAAAUGCAGUAACCCUUUUUUUAAGCCACACCUUUAAAGGAAACGGAAACAAAAACCACUUAGUAGAAACCAUGCCAAGUUAGACAAGAAGGCAUAAAGGCUCUUAUUUUGCAGAAUUUAUCCUGCCGCGGAAGUGAAUUUGGCACACUCCGUUCUUCACGAUUUGGUCACCGAGAGGGACACCCAACAGCCUCUCACUUGCAAUCCGCCUCCCGAAGGACUAGAAACCUGGUUUGGUUCUGAUGGUUCAGUGUGAGUUUCCCAUUUGGGGAAGCGGAAUUUGGUGCCCAGCUGCUCCUCGUGGUGCUCUGGCACCUGGGCCGGGUUCAAGUGGGCGAAGCUCGAGGGCUGCCAAGCUCCGUCUUCCUCCAGCCUUCUGAUGGUGCUGCUUUCAUUUGCCUUCACAGCACAACUGUGUUGUCACUUCCCUUUCCCAGCGAAAGCACAACAGGUUUUCCUUUGUGCCAGUUUUUUAUUUCCACGUUACUCAUUUUUAUGCGAGGUUCCAUCUCCAAAGGUUACCGCCUUGCCUCAACUUCAUUGAACCCAGAGAAUCGAAUUGAUGCAAUUUUUACGUGUUGCCUUGGUUUUCUUUUGUAUUUUGCCUAGACAUAUUUUUUUUAAGUUUUGUUUUUUCCAAAAACUGCAUGGAAACCAUUUUUUUUUUUUUAAAAAAAAAUAUUUUAGUUGACGUGAGCUGUUUGCUACAAACUGUGUGAAAAGGGUGCCACAGGUGAGACCAGGCCCGUUCUGCAAAAGGCAGGGACUAGUAACUUGAAGAGCAGAAUGUGCCGAGAUUAAAGAAAGUAUUUUUUAUAAAUAAAAGGAAAAUGUUAUCACCAAAGAAAAGGCUUUUAUCUAUAGGAGCAAGUAUAUUCUGGCUUUAGCAAGCUGUUAGCUACCCCUGAGAUCAUCUUGUUACAUAUUCACAGCAUUGGAUUAUGGUGGCCAAGCAGUUGAUGAUGAAAUAAAAAUGGUUUAUAAACCUG